AUUCACUCAUUCAUUAUUAGGUAAACAACACAAAAAAAAGAAAAGAAAAAGGAAAGAAACAGUCACAACAAAAAAAGAACAAAAAAAAUCCAAAUCAUCGAUGAGUGGUAAAUCUGGCGUGGUUUGGAUUUUGCUGGCGUUGAUCGCCGCCGCUUGGUGUCUGUUAACUCCAGCGAGGGCGAAUUCGACGACAAUAUAUGAGGAGCUCCGGGCGCAGGGUCUUCCGGUGGGGCUUCUUCCAAAGGGAAUAGCGAAGUACUCGAUGAACGCGACGAGCGGGGAGUUCGAGGUGUGGAUGAAGGAAGCGUGCAACGCGAAGUUCGAGAACGAGGUGCACUACGACUCCAAUAUAAAGGGUGUUCUUGGCUACGGUCGGAUCGGGGAAUUAUCCGGUGUGUCGGCGCAGGAGCUCUUCCUGUGGUUCCCCGUUAAGGGUAUUAGGGUUGAUGUUCCCACGUCGGGGCUCAUUCAUUUCGAUGUUGGUGUUGCGGAUAAGCAGUUCUCUCUUUCGCUCUUUGAAGAUCCUCCUGAUUGUAACCCCCAGGCCCAGGUUAAUGUUGGUGGUGAAGGUGAGCGAAGGGCUGUUUGGUAGAAGAUAGGAGGAAUGUUGCUGCAUUUCAAAUUAUACAGCUCAAUCGGCCCCUCUAUGCCUGUGGUUGGUCUUCAUUGAUAUAUAUAUAUAUAUGAUAUACAGUGCGGUCUUUUUCAUAUCUGCUGCUUUGAUUGAAUCAAUCGCCUGUCUCAAGGGACUAAGGAUGACAAUUUUGGUGGUCCGCAAGCAUAUGGUUUUUUUUUUGGCAAAAUCUGUGACAGACAAGGAUGUAGGGUUAGGUUGGUUUUGCUAAUAUACCAAGGUUUUACUAUCUGUAUUUUGGUCUUGUUAUUUGUGCAUAUAAAUGUUUCAGACUUGUGUUAGAUUCAACUAUAUUAUAUUAAAGAACAUAAUCUGUUAGGUGGUUCUUCUAUUAUGAUUUUCUUUUUAUCAAUGAUUCUUCUAUUAUGACUGAUAA
Molecule: messenger RNA, 1010 nt
Organism: Glycine soja
Lineage: Eukaryota; Viridiplantae; Streptophyta; Magnoliopsida; Fabales; Fabaceae
Exons: 2
Coding region: 101-592 (163 amino acids)
Source: RefSeq, a predicted model, not a curated record